Talaromyces rugulosus is the source of this 1200-nucleotide messenger RNA. RefSeq lists its product as uncharacterized. Lineage: Eukaryota; Fungi; Ascomycota; Eurotiomycetes; Eurotiales; Trichocomaceae. The transcript is spliced from 5 exons. The record is from RefSeq and is a predicted model, not a curated record. Gene Ontology annotation, biological process: fatty acid beta-oxidation; ergosterol biosynthetic process. The coding region runs from base 1 to 1200 and encodes 399 amino acids. Gene Ontology annotation, molecular function: acetyl-CoA C-acetyltransferase activity.
AUGUCUUUGCCUCCGGUCUACAUUGUUUCCUCUGCCCGCACCCCGGUGGGCUCGUUCUUGGGAGCUCUGUCUUCCCAGACUGCUGCCCAGCUCGGUUCUCACGCUAUCAAGGGCGCAUUGAACAGGGCAGAAAACAUCACGGCCGCCGAUGUCGAGGAAGUGAUUUUCGGAAAUGUCUUGUCGGCUGGUGUUGGACAAAACCCAGCCAGACAGGCUGCUCUCGGUGCUGGUCUUAACGACACCGUCGUCUGCACGACCGUAAACAAAGUCUGCGCCUCUGGUCUCAAGGCCAUCAUGCUCGGCACCCAGGCCAUCCAGACCGGCGCUGCAGACAUUAUCGUCGCCGGCGGCAUGGAAUCCAUGUCCAACACCCCUCACUACAUCACCAACAUGCGCACUGGCGCCAAGUACGGCCACCAGAACAUGGUCGACGGCAUCAUGAAGGAUGGCCUGAUGGAUGCCUACGGCAAGCAGGAACUCAUGGGCCUGCAGGCCGAGGAAUGCGCCCAGGAGUACGAGUUUACUCGCCAAGACCAGGACGAAUACGCCAUUCGCUCCUACCAGAAGGCUCAGGCUGCGCAGAAUGCUGGUCUUUUGGACGGCGAGAUCGUCCCAGUUGAGCUCCCUGGAUUCAGGGGCAAGCCAGGUGUCACCGUCUCACAGGACGAGGAACCAAAAAACCUCAACCCAGAUAAGCUCAAAGCAAUCAAGCCUGCCUUCAUCCCCGGCACCGGCACCGUGACCGCACCAAACUCGUCGCCCCUCAACGACGGAGCCGCCGCCGUCGUGCUCGUGUCUGAAGCUAAGCUGAAGGAACUCAACCUGAAGCCCAUCGCCAAAAUCCUGGGCUUCGCCGACGCUGCCCAACAGCCUAGCAAAUUCACUACCACCCCGGCCCUCGCGAUCCCCAAGGCUCUGCAGAAAGCCGGUGUUUCGCAGGACGCCAUUGACGCCUUUGAGAUCAACGAGGCUUUCAGCGUUGUCGCGCUCGCCAACCUCAAACUGCUUGGACUGCCCGAGGACAAGGUGAACAUUCACGGAGGUGCGGUUGCUAUUGGUCACCCUCUGGGAGCCAGCGGUGCUCGUAUCAUAGCCACUCUUUUAGGAGUUUUGAAGGCUAAGAACGGCAAGCUUGGAUGUGUUGGUAUCUGCAAUGGAGGCGGUGGUGCCAGCGCUUUGGUGCUGGAAUCGCUCCAGUAA